Messenger RNA from Thermochaetoides thermophila DSM 1495, 1260 nucleotides. RefSeq lists its product as uncharacterized. The record is from RefSeq and is a predicted model, not a curated record. Lineage: Eukaryota; Fungi; Ascomycota; Sordariomycetes; Sordariales; Chaetomiaceae. The transcript has 3 exons. Gene Ontology annotation, cellular component: endoplasmic reticulum. Bases 1 to 1260 code for a protein of 419 amino acids.
AUGAGGCUUCUCAGCAGUAUUGCGGUGUCAGUGGCAGCCCUCUUCUCGGGGCUUACUGCUGCCGCGAGCCAGUCUGCCGACGUCUUUCUCUUUACUAAGACUUAUGCGCCGUCAAAGCCCCCAUCAGAGCUCCCGGUCAUCCAGAAGGAGAUCGUUCGUCACAUCAUCCUUCAAAGGACAUCAAGGCAACCAUAUGGUGAUGAUCUGUGUGAUCUCUCCAGCCGCCUUAAUAUCAAGACCGCAAUCGAUCAGAUCACUACAUAUGGGAAGAACCCAACACCCUUGUUCGAGGCCGAGCCCGCUGCCGAUCCGUUACAGCUCGUCAUCAUACUGGAGGGCGUGUCUCAUGAGGGGUCCAAGUGGCUGAGAAAGGAAGCAGGAGAUUACCUUGCCUUUACCAUCGCCAACCCGCCCUCCGCAUCUGCCAACAACGAAUUGAUGAUCCAGUUCCAGGACCUCGGUAUCACACGCUCCAAGCAGUGCGAGAUCCCCGCUUCCUUCAACCCCCACCAGGAGAACUGCUGGUCCGGUACCUCCUCGGUGGUCAAGUACGACCUCAAGACUAAUCCAAAGGUCCUUAACGCCUUCUUCGAUAACCUCCAUCGCCUGCACAAGUUUGUCAACACUGGCGACAUCGAAGUUCUGCUCAUUGCCCUCCCCGAAUCAACCCGCUAUUCUUGGAAUAGGCACUGGAGCACGGCCGCCUGCUUGCCCACCUCUCUGCAAGUCAAUGACAUGGCCGAUCUCAAACGCCGCGCCAAAGAGACUGUCAUCUCCAACGAAGCUGAGACUGACUCCGAGUCCGACUCGGACGACGAGUACGAGACCGAAUCAUCCAACACCUCAGGCAACACGUCCCCUGUUCCGACCGCGUUUGCUUUGAAGAAGUCCAUCCCGUCUUGCUUCACCUCCUACGCAAGCUGCAUGAACCAAACGAAUAACUGCUCUGGCCACGGCGAGUGCGUCAACAAGUAUGGCAGCAGCUCGACUACCACCGAUUCCAAGGGCCCGACGUGCUUCACGUGUAUGUGCAAGGCUUCGCGGGUUGACCGUGGGGAGGACGCGAAGGUCAAGGGCAAGAAAACUAUCCACUGGGGGGGGAACAUGUGCCACAGGGAGGAUAUCAGUGUACCGUUUUUGUUGUUUGUGGGUUUCACGGUUACCAUGGUUGGGGCGAUCAGCUUCUGUAUUAGCUUGUUGUUCCAGGUUGGGGAGGAGAAGUUGCCGGGAGUUAUUGGGGCUGGUGUAGCGAGAAAGUGA